Gordionus sp. m RMFG-2023 is the source of this 1281-nucleotide messenger RNA. RefSeq lists its product as uncharacterized. Bases 1 to 1281 code for a protein of 426 amino acids. The record is from RefSeq and is a predicted model, not a curated record. Lineage: Eukaryota; Metazoa; Nematomorpha; Gordioida; Chordodea; Parachordodidae. The transcript has 8 exons. Gene Ontology annotation, molecular function: protein dimerization activity; DNA binding.
AUGGAAAUAUCCUUAGCUAUAAAAGAAGUAAUUGAUUUAUAUCAAUUGGAGGAGAAUAUACUGGCCUGUACUGCAGAUAAUGCCAAUAACAUCCUAAAAAGCAUGGAUAUUUUGCAGAAUAUUUAUAAGGAACAAAAAUUUAAAGGCUUUAGAUGCUGUGCCCAUAUUCUAAACCUAAUAUCUCAGGAAGGUUUAUCAUAUAUUACAACUAUCCUAGAAAAGUGUAGAGACAUAGCCUUUUCUAUAAAUAAAUCAAAUCAAGCAUAUGUACAAAUAUGUGAAAAUAAGGGUAUUACAAAAUUUAAAAUCCCUUCUGAUAUCCCUAUUAGAUGGAAUGAGAACAUGGAUGCUAUAGAAGAAGUACUUUUUUUGAAUUACAAACAAUUUAAAGGGGUUUUCUUUACUGUGUGUGAAAAAGAAGACCUUAAAGAGGCUGUAGAUUUUCUAAGGCCCUUCUAUAAAACCACACUUGAUUUAUCAGGAUCCAAAUAUCCUACAGAUAAUAACAAUACAAGAAAAGAAAUUCUUAAUAACAUGCUGGAUAAAAUGCAGAAAUAUCUCAAAGAAUUAUUUUGCUAUGAAUCAUAUGUCUCAACAUUAUUGGAUCCGAGAUUAAAACAAGUUUACAUGCCUAAUACUCUUAAUAGAAUUGAGUAUAUGACCAAAUUUUCAAAAUAUUUAAGGAAAAUAGAAAAUAAAAAAAAUACAGGAAUAACGGAUUCUCAGGAAGAAAUCAAUCAAUUUAGUUUUUUAGAAAGAAUUUUAUCCCAAAAAAGAAAUUCAGAAGGGGAUUAUAUAUCGGCAGAAAUCAUUGAAAAAAAUAUAUCAGAACUUCACACCUAUUUGAAUGAACCUCUUGUUUCAUUAAAGGAUGACAUAUUAGUAUGGUGGAAAGCCAAUAGUGAAAGAUUUCCAGUUUUCUCAUUAGCAGCUAGAAAUUUUUUAGCAAUUCAAGCAACAUCUGUCCUCUGUGAACAAAUAUUUUCGAAAGCAGGAGAUCUUGUCACUAAAAAAAGGAAUAGGCUUUCAAACAAAACAAUACAAGCUUUGAUGUGUAUGGGCUCUUGGUUAAAGAAUGGAAUGGAUCUUCCGCCUCCAUUAAGUCCCUCUUCUAAUUCCUUCCAAGGAAAGAUUAUGGUCAAACCAAAUCUUCAAGUUCGAAAACAUUUUCAAGAAGUACGCGAUGGUAAAUCAGUUAAAGCGGUAUGCAGCUCUAACGAAGAAUUGGGUGAAAUUAGUGAGAAUGAUUAUCAAAUUGACUUGUUACUCAAGAAAAUUUGA